AUGAGCCGCGGCAAGGAUGUCUCCGUCCCUCCCCAGUCAUCUAACCUUCCUUCCUCGAUUUUCAUUGACCACGAUGCCGAUGUCCGUCCCUGGAAGGGGGUGCCGACUCCCGACGACGACGUCCCACUCGAUACAGAUUCAGCCAUGCCGGGCUCCUUAGUCACUCCCCGCCAUCCCUUACCGGGGCCGAACUCCAGAUUCCCUCCCCGCCAUCCGGGGUCGAACAGAUUCCCUCCCGGCCAUCCGAUGAAUCCCAAUCCGGUAGAGUGGAACUCCCGCAACCCCUCAUCCCAAGCCUCAGGUUGUUUCUCCUUGAUUAGCUCCUUGUCGUCCAAGCUCCACUUUGAUCAACCUUCGAGUAUCUGCAGCGGCGGCGUCCCCGCCUACAGCCGCACCAUAUAUGGGCCGAGAGAAGUUCGGGACAAUUUCCACCGUAACCUAAAGGAAGAUGAGUUUAAGCGAGUUCUUGCCAAGAUCGAGAUGAUCUACCGCGAGGUGGAGCUUGACAGCGACGAACUGGAGAGCGGCUACUGCUGUUGCUUGGGCCUUCUGAAUCCCAAAGCAAACAUCCUCGUCAACAGCUCUAUUUUCUGUAGCAAUGCUUCGUCGUCGCCGGCCAGUAAGGGAGGAGACAUGGCCCAGCGGUCGCUAGACGGCCUCAUCACCUUCCUAACUUGCCUCUUCCCGUACCUCCCAGUCGCGGAGGCCUUGGCGUACCUUGACGCUGUCGACGCCGACCCCCUUGCCGCCGCCGCCCUCAUCAUCGCCAGACGUGGACGGAACUACUGCUGGAUGGACCCUACCAUUGCCGCCGCUACCAUGGCGAUGGCCCUCAAAUGCGGAGCAGUUGCCGCCCAACAUCCAGACUCAUCCCUACUAGUGAAAGGAUGGACGAGUCUUUCACAUUACCUGCAUCAGAUCGCCCGUCCUCUGUCAGUCCCCCGUCCUGACUUCAUUACUGGGAGUUUCGUACUCCGCAGCAUUCGAAAUGAAUAUUGCAAUCUUGAGGUCCAAGCUGUGUGGGAACUUGCAGAUGACAGGCUUCGUGCAAAGCUUAAGUUUUCUGAUGGUGGCUUACGCUUACCCACAGGGUUUCCUCCUGUCCGCGCAGCCAUGAAGCGCAUGCUCCUUGCGAAAAUCCAUGGAUUCUACCUGAAAGCACUGUGCAGUCUCCCCAAGGAUGAGCUGACCGGGAGCAACAGUUUUGGUCAUAGGAUUAACAUGGUUUCAACAUGCACACAUAACCAGGGGCGGAUUCAGAACGGGGCUGCGCCCCGGGCUAAGCUGCUGAUUCACGUUCAAAACAGUCUGAUCUUGCUUCCUAGGCCUUCUUUUGUCUAA
Molecule: messenger RNA, 1341 nt
Organism: Miscanthus lutarioriparius
Lineage: Eukaryota; Viridiplantae; Streptophyta; Magnoliopsida; Poales; Poaceae
Source: the annotation of a GenBank genome assembly